Papilio machaon (common yellow swallowtail) is the source of this 461-nucleotide messenger RNA. RefSeq names its product glycoprotein hormone beta-5 (gene Gpb5). Gene Ontology annotation, molecular function: hormone activity. The transcript is spliced from 3 exons. Bases 54 to 452 code for a protein of 132 amino acids. Gene Ontology annotation, biological process: G protein-coupled receptor signaling pathway. Gene Ontology annotation, cellular component: cytoplasm; extracellular region. The record is from RefSeq and is a predicted model, not a curated record. NCBI's taxonomy places the organism in Eukaryota, Metazoa, Arthropoda, Insecta, Lepidoptera, Papilionidae.
AUAAAACUUUUAUUUACGGCAUAGCUACAGCUCUGUGCUUCUACUGGGUUAUUAUGUGCGUGAGUGCUUCAAACUUUCGUUGUAAGCUUAAGCGCUACUCACACAAAGCAAUGCAGACAGACCUGAAUGGAAGACGGUGCUGGGACGAUGUGAAGAUCGGAUCGUGCUGGGGUUACUGUUUGUCCUACGAGAUCUCUCACUGGCAGUUCCCAUACAAAGAAUCCCACCAUCCGGUAUGCGUGCACGGAGAACGUCGUCCCGCCUCCGUAAAACUGCAGAACUGCGAUCCUGGAGUACAACCUGGAACUGAUAUCUACCACUUUGUUGAGGCUGUUAACUGCAAAUGUCAGGUGUGUUCGUCUGAAGAUACGAGUUGCGAGUGGCUACCCCCUGACUCUUCUCUGCUGGAUGGACUUAUCCUAAGAGAAGAAUUAGCUGAAGAACUAGACUAGAAAUCAGAA